AUCAUAGUAGCUAAUGAAUCUCCAUAUUUAGUGAAAGGAAGAAACAAUUUCGGCGAAGACUUAUUAGAAAAAAUGAAAAAAAAUCAAAAGUCUAUUGGCCAGAUUGAUUCAACCAUUGAAACGCAAGAAACUUUUGAAACGAUGGCGGACAAGAGUGUAAGAUGUGCACUCUGGCUACAAAGUCAAAAUAUCAAAGAAGGAGAUGUUAUUGCUAUUUGUACACAUAAUCAUCUGAAUCAAAUAUAUCCAGCACUUGCUGCUAUGUACAUCGGCGCUGUUAUGAAUCCUUGGUGGGAUCAUGGGUUAACUCCAGUUAUUGCGAAACAUUUUAUCAAUUUAACGCAACCAAAAAUACUGUUCGUAAAUGAGGAGUGCUUCAAUAUAACGAGAGAUGUUGCUCGAGAAAUCAAGGCAGACUUGAAAAUUGUAGUUUUUGGAAAGGCUGAAGGUGCAGAAUCUUUUGACACAAUAAUUGCGAAACAAAAACCUGCUGAAGUACAAAAGUUUCGUUGUGCUAAAUUAUCGAGUGUAAAUCAUCCUGCCCUUAUUCUAUAUACUUCGGGAACGACCGGAUUACCUAAAGGUGCUCUUCACUCACAUAAGUCAUUAUUCGGAAAUAUCCAAUCAGUGCAAGAUAUAAUUAACAGGGAUUGUGUUACUGCAAUGUGGUAUUCAACUCUAUGCUGGGUUACUGGAAUACUUUGUUCAUUUUCAUCAAUUUCACUUGGUAUGCUGCGAAUCAUUCCUGGGCCAUUUGUGGAGGAGGAAGCAUGUAAAAUUAUUGAAAAGUAUAAGAGCGUUCAAUUCUCUAUAAAGAUUAGAACAGCGAUAUAUAAGUAA
Cotesia congregata is the source of this 840-nucleotide messenger RNA. The record is from the annotation of a GenBank genome assembly. NCBI's taxonomy places the organism in Eukaryota, Metazoa, Arthropoda, Insecta, Hymenoptera, Braconidae.